AAUAUUAUUUUCAAAGCGAGGCCAACGACUAUGCACAACUAGUAGGCCGACGAACGCGACUGCAUAGCUGAACGCGGAAGUGUUCAAAGUUCAGUUUGGCAACACGUCAGGUUCCCGUUCGUUACAUUUGUGCACCGUCGUCGACAAGGUGAUUUCUGUACGUUUUUGAAAAUCUUUGAAGACCCCACAUUAAUACAAUGAUGACGAUGAUGAUGGCUACAACGUCAAAUCUAUUGUUUCGAAAAUUGGGAACAUCAUGUUUACGUCUCUAUUCAGCCUCUUCAAAAAAAAUAACUACUCAUUACACUAUACAUCCACGAGAAACUGAUCAAAGAUGGAAAGAUAUACCAAUGGAACGUUAUGAAGAUGUAGCUGAUGUUGUAAUUGUUGGCGGUGGGCCAGCUGGUUUAUCAGCUGCAAUUAAGUUAAAGAAAUUAGCCACAGAAAAUAAUAAAGAACUUAGAGUUUGUGUGGUGGAAAAAGCUCCAGAAGUUGGUGGUCAUAUUUUAUCAGGUGCUGUGGUAGAUCCAAUCGCCUUAAAUGAACUGUUUCCAGACUGGAAAGAUUUGGGUGCACCAUUAACUACUCCUGUCAAAGAUGACAAAUUUAGUUAUCUAACUAAAAGUAGUCGUAUACCUAUUCCAAUUUUACCUGGUAUGCCAAUGGAUAAUCAUGGAAAUUAUAUUGUAAGAUUAGGACAUUUAGUAAAAUGGCUUGGUGAACAAGCUGAAUCCUUGGGAGUUGAAGUUUACUCAGGAUAUCCAGCUUCAGAAGUACUUUAUCAUGAGGAUGGUUCAGUAAAAGGGGUUUCUACUGGUGAUGUUGGAAUUGCCAAAGAUGGAUCUCCUAAAGACAGUUUUGAACGGGGAAUGGAAUUACAUGCUAAAGUUACUAUAUUCGCUGAAGGCUGCCAUGGUCAUUUAACUAAACAGUUAUUCAAAAAGUUUAAUUUACGUGAAAACUGUGCACCACAAUCAUAUGGUCUUGGUAUUAAAGAAAUAUGGGAAGUUAACCCUGAAAUCCACAGUCCUGGAAAAGUAGAACAUACUGUUGGGUGGCCAUUAGACAUAAAUACUUAUGGAGGCUCAUUUGUUUAUCAUCUAAACGAACCUACUCCACUCAUUGCUGUUGGUUUUGUUGUAGGACUUGAUUAUAGUAAUCCAUAUUUAAGUCCUUUUAGAGAGUUUCAACGUUUUAAACAUCACCCUCAUGUUCAACCAUUGUUUGAAAACGGCAAAAGAAUUGCAUAUGGUGCUAGAGCUCUUAAUGAAGGUGGUUUUCAAUCCAUUCCGAAACUUUCUUUUCCCGGCGGUGCUUUAAUUGGUUGUACUGCAGGAUUUUUGAAUGUACCUAAAAUCAAAGGUACCCAUUAUGCAAUGAAAUCUGGUAUGCUUGCUGCUGAAUCAACUUUUGACACCAUAUUUAGUUCAUCUGAAACAAGCGAAACUGCUGGCUUAGAACCAAAAGAUUAUGAAGAAAAAGUUAAAAGUAGUUGGAUAUGGUCAGACUUGAAAGAAGUACGGAAUGUUCGACCAUCAUUCCAUACUAAACUUGGACUGUUUGGUGGUAUGGCAUAUUCUGGAUUUACACUUGCAAUUAAAGGAAAAGAACCUUGGACCCUUAGUCAUGGAGUUCCUGAUAAUGAGAGACUGAAAAAAAAAACUGAAGUUUCUGUAAUUGAAUAUCCAAAACCAGAUGGAAAAAUAAGUUUUGAUAUAUUAUCUUCUGUUGCAUUAACUGGCACAAACCACGAAGGAGACCAACCUGCUCAUUUGACAUUAUUAGAUGAUUCAGUUCCUGUAAAUACUAAUUUAAAUCUGUAUGAUGGUCCUGAAGGUAGAUUUUGUCCUGCAGGUGUUUAUGAAUAUGUCCCAGACGAAGAUGGCCAAGGCGACCGAUUGCAAAUAAACGCACAAAACUGCAUCCACUGCAAGACCUGCGAUAUCAAGGAUCCUACUCAAAAUAUCAAUUGGGUAGUGCCCGAACCUGGUGGUGGGCCAGCUUACAAUGGCAUGUGAAUACGCUCCCUAUCCAUGCAUGUACAUGGUUGUGUGUAGUACUGCUCUGCUGCUACUGCCUCUAUCCAUUUCAUAUAUUGGAUACACCUACAAAUGAGUGGAAUCAAGUUAUCAUAUUUACU
This is a messenger RNA of Sipha flava (yellow sugarcane aphid), 2140 nucleotides long. It is a transcript of the gene Etf-QO, whose product is annotated as electron transfer flavoprotein-ubiquinone oxidoreductase, mitochondrial. Gene Ontology annotation, biological process: electron transport chain. Bases 198 to 2018 code for a protein of 606 amino acids. The record is from RefSeq and is a predicted model, not a curated record. The transcript has 12 exons. Gene Ontology annotation, cellular component: mitochondrial inner membrane. Gene Ontology annotation, molecular function: electron-transferring-flavoprotein dehydrogenase activity; iron-sulfur cluster binding. NCBI's taxonomy places the organism in Eukaryota, Metazoa, Arthropoda, Insecta, Hemiptera, Aphididae.